Pseudovirgaria hyperparasitica is the source of this 1125-nucleotide messenger RNA. RefSeq lists its product as uncharacterized. Gene Ontology annotation, molecular function: protein binding. The coding region runs from base 81 to 995 and encodes 304 amino acids. The transcript has a single exon. NCBI's taxonomy places the organism in Eukaryota, Fungi, Ascomycota, Dothideomycetes, Acrospermales, Acrospermaceae. The record is from RefSeq and is a predicted model, not a curated record.
AAAGCACCAAACCACUUCCUCAAAGCAAGCAUAUCCAAGCCAAACACUCCCUCGAAGAAUCACCUUCUCCACGCUCCACCAUGGAGACCCUCAAAAAUACAAUCACCCUAUCCCUCCUCCACUCCAUCUUCGAGCUCAUGAUCCCCUGGCCCAAAUCCACACCCCCAACCGGCCCCCUCUGGGCCUCAAACAACGCAGCAGCCACAAACCCCAUCUGGCACACCCUCUGCUGGCCCUCCCUCCUCGCCCUCUCCACCACCCUCCCCCACAAUCCCCCCGCAGACCUCACCCCCCUCCUCCCACCACCCUCCUCCUCUUCCUUCCCCGAAACCGCAACAGGCCUCAUCAUCCUCCUCGACCAAGCCCCCCGAUACCUCUGCACCGGCCCCAACGAGCGCUGGCGCAACGCCUUCUUCGACCCCCUCGCCCUCACCCUCCGCCUCCACCUCGCCGCCCUCCCGCCCACGCAUCGUCUCGACACGCCCCAGCGCUGGCUCGACCAAGGCUACUCCUUCGAGCACUGGGUCAUCAUCGCCACGUUCCUCGCCGCGCCAUACGCACACAGCGAGGAUCGCGCCGUGCAUCAUACGUACAUGCAGCCCGCCGUCGCCGAUCUGCGAGCACGUGUCGAGGCGCGUUUCGGCGUCGAGGACGCGCUUUUCCAGGCGCAGGUUGCGCGUGGGGACUUGUUGCGGGAGUCGGGAGAUGUGUAUGCGUUUGCGCGGAUUGCGAAGGGUGGGUGGCCUGCUGCUGGGGGGUUGGCGGAGAGAGCGUUUCAUUUUUGUUGGUUGUUGGAUGCGCAUGAGCCGAUUGUUGAGCGGUUUGGUCGGUAUCCGUAUCGGAAUCGGGCGUUGGGGAGGGGGGAUGCGGAGGGGGAGAGGGAGUUUUUGGUGGAGACUGGGGGGUUUGGGACGAGUGUUACGGAGGAGGAUGCGGUGGUUAUUAAGGAGGAUGUGGAGAGGGGGGUUUGGAGGGCGUUGGAGUGGAUGGAGUAGGAUUAGCUUGGAAGAAGGGUGUGCGGUUGGAGUAUGAUGUGGUUUGUAGGUAUGUUGGCUAUUUAGUUCGGAACACGCUGACCUUCAACUGACAACAUGCUCGAAUUUCCUUGUAAUGGCUCCCUCAACC